CCCACCACCACACGACACCACCAUGCGCCCGCCCCGCCGCGUCCCAUGGGCCUCCAAGGCCGAGCUGGCCGAGCUGUACGACCUCAUCUUCUCCCCGGCCGCGACAGACGAGACGAGGCAGGCCGCCCUGUCCCGCAUGGCAGUCUACAUCUCGUCGCCGAGCUGCCCGGCCUUCCUGCACCUCCUGCACACGCUCGUCGGCGCCCUGGCGUUGCCGUACCCCGCGGCGUCGGCACACGACGCCGGCGUGCUCCGCAUGACCUACGCCAUGGCUGUUGUGCGCUUCGUCAAUGGCAUGGUGGACCCGUUACAAACUGGCCCCUAUGCCCGCCCAAUAUCGCACCUCGCGGCGUCGCUCGGGCUGCCGCCGUCGCUCGUCGCCCUGCGCCACCGCGCAACGCACGAGGACCUGCCCCCGCUCCCGCUGCUCCGGAGGGCAAUGGAGCAGGCGGUCGACUACCUGCACCGCAACUCGUUCCUGCCGUUGCUGUCGAGCUCGGCGUCGAGCUCUGGUGGUAGGUGGGACCGACGUGCGCGCGCCGAGGGGCUCGUGAGCCGCUGGAAGAAGGUCGUCAAGGCCCGCGUGCGCGCGCGCGAGGUCGGCAUGGCGAACGAGAGCGGACAGGCGCUGGGCCGGCUCAAGCGGGAAGUGGAGGGCGCCGAUGUCGAGGAGCUUGUCGAGGCCGUCGUGCGCGUCGGCCUUGUGCCCGUGGCGCGGAAAAAACGCCCAAGCAAGAGCGCGACGGCACCCCCGCAGGAAAGCUUGCUCGUCUGGACGCCAUUGCUGUCCCAACUCGCCGAGUUGCACACGUCCGCCGUGGUCGCGUCACAGCUGUCCGAGCAGCUGGUGUCGGCCAUUCUGGAGACCGCGCCCCGCCACGCCCCGCCAGCAGAGACGGCCGACGACGCCGCCGAGCAGCGCAAGGAGGUGGCCUCGUACCGCUGGACGCUGGCCACGUGGCUGUUCACGCUGUGGAGUGGGCGCGUCGACGCGCUGCAGGUGACGGACGACGACAAGACCGAAGCGGUGCGCCAGCUGGCGCGUGAACUGUUCCACGACGAUGAGGUGCUGCGACGGAUCUACGCCACGGUCGCCGAGACGACUGACGCGGCGCCAAGCCUCGACAGCCUCGCCGAGCUCCUACCUGCGCCUGCGGCAGCAGGGGACGAGGACGAGGACGACUCGGAUGCCGAGCUCGACGGGCUCGAGGUGAAUGACGGCGACGAGCCAGAGCAGCUUGACGUCAGCGUCGAGGCCAGCCUUGAGGCGAUGGAGGCCAACGUGCGAUCCCUGGAGCGCAAGCUCGCUUCCCGGCGCCCAGAAGCCGAGUCUGGGGCCACUGGCGGUGACAACCCCGCGGCGGCAGAACUUGCGCCUGGCUGGCGGCGCGUAGAGGGGUGGAAGGCGUGCCCUAUUGGAGUGUGGGCGUAGUGGAUCUAGGCUGCGCAGGGGCUUGAGCCGCUGGCAGGAUACAUGCAUUCACUGCGCUGUGUUGAAUUUGUGGCCACCAAAUGCCGCUGUCAUGACUGACAUGUGAAUGAAUG
Vanrija pseudolonga is the source of this 1545-nucleotide messenger RNA. RefSeq names its product Protein LAS1 (gene LAS1). Gene Ontology annotation, molecular function: endonuclease activity. Lineage: Eukaryota; Fungi; Basidiomycota; Tremellomycetes; Trichosporonales; Trichosporonaceae. The transcript is spliced from 4 exons. Gene Ontology annotation, cellular component: Las1 complex; preribosome, large subunit precursor. Gene Ontology annotation, biological process: maturation of LSU-rRNA; maturation of 5.8S rRNA. Bases 23 to 1432 code for a protein of 469 amino acids. The record is from RefSeq and is a predicted model, not a curated record.